CGCUUUUUCCCCCCGUUGAUUUAGGGUUUGAAGUUUCGCCAGAGGAAAGGGGGUCGGCGACCCAUCAGCGACGAUGAGCUCCCCCGUGCCGCGGAGCUCCACGAAGCCGACGCGGUUGUCUCCGUUCUUUCGAGACCUCGCCUCGCCCAUCUCUCCCCACCGCCGAUCCGCCGGCCAAUUCUCCGCGCCCCGCCACGGCGCUGCCGUUGACUCCGACCUCCCUCCUCCGCCCUUCUUCACGCUCGACGAUCGCGCGGAUUUCUCGCCCGAGGCCGACCUCCCGCCGCCCUCUCUGGUGUCCCCCAUCGGCGCCAGGAGCUGGGGCCAGAAGGGAUCGCUCUCGCCUUCCCCUUCCUAUUCAUCCUCUUCCCGCUUCCUUCCGACCCGAGCCGCGGAGGCGAAUGGCGCUGGUCCUUCCGACCGGCGUGGGAAGAGCCCUGAAGGCUCGAGUUGGGCGAUUUCGCCUGCCGAAAAUGGUGGGGAACGAGAUCCGGACCGCAGCUCGCCUGUAGAUGGGGUGGUUGAGCCGGGAGCGUUGAUUGUGCUUCCGCCGCCGCCGAGUAGGGAUUUACCGAGGCCUGAGCUGCAAGGACCUGUGGUGCUGAAUGGUGGCCUGGAGGCGGACACAUGGGUUACUGUUUUUGGGUUUUCUCCUGCAGAUACUAACUUGGUUCUUCGGGAGUUUGAAAAAUGUGGCCCCAUAUUAAAACAUGUACCUGGGCCCAGGAAUUCCAACUGGAUACACAUUCUCUAUCAGAAACCCUAUCAUGCACAAAUAGCUCUCAAGAAAAAUGGAACUCAGCUAAACAAUCUGUUGGUAGUUGGAGUGAAACCUGUAGACCCAAUGCAUCGCCAUCAUCUAAAGGAAUCGGCACACCAAAUCAAUCAAGGAGGCUUCAUGGUUUCAUUGCCCUCCAAGGUUGGCACUUUGAGUCGAUCAUCAAAUCAUGCAGAUAAGUCUUCGAAUUACAGUUCUGAUCAGAGGCACCACCAUUCAAAUGGAAUAAUUGCAACUCCAGCAAAUUCUCUUGUAUCCAAGGUUAUGGACUUGGUGUUCGGAAUGUGAGUGGGAGUUGUAAUAAUGCUCUUGCAUGAAAAGAUAGUGAGUUAUUGAGGCUUGGUUUUGUUAUGGUAAUGGAGUUUCUUGCAACAAUUUAUGUAGUUUUUCUUGCGAGUAUCUUGUGUUGUAUUAACAGUGUACUCAGAAUCACUGACCCAUUUGAGUUUAGCCUUUAUCUUUGCAAGA
This is a messenger RNA of Zingiber officinale, 1246 nucleotides long. RefSeq names its product nuclear pore complex protein NUP35-like. Gene Ontology annotation, cellular component: nuclear pore central transport channel; nuclear membrane; nuclear pore nuclear basket. The transcript has 3 exons. The record is from RefSeq and is a predicted model, not a curated record. Gene Ontology annotation, molecular function: structural constituent of nuclear pore; single-stranded DNA binding; phospholipid binding. Bases 74 to 1066 code for a protein of 330 amino acids. Gene Ontology annotation, biological process: nuclear pore organization; NLS-bearing protein import into nucleus; regulation of DNA-templated transcription. NCBI's taxonomy places the organism in Eukaryota, Viridiplantae, Streptophyta, Magnoliopsida, Zingiberales, Zingiberaceae.